GCUCGGCUUGUCAGUCACACUUUGAACGGCGCUGUGGCGCUCAUCAGCAUCACUAGAACCACCAGCACAAGCGGCUCGCCCUCCUCCGACUGACCGCUGAAUGAGCCACACGGAGCGAUUCAAUUUUAGGAUGAACGCUUGCUGAGGAGCAGCCACAAAGCCGAGGGCGACACAAACACUCGCCGGUGGGGGCGAAGAGGAGAGCGAGGAGACGAGCCCUUUCGCCGUUCGAGAGCUCGCAUCAAGUGGAGGAGGUGGGAAGACUUUGCCAUGGUCCGAUUCGGGGACAUCGUGGUAGUCCUGCUUCUUGUGGACUGUGCGGAUGGAGGCUGUAGGGAGAAGAAAAGCUAUGCAUAAGGAUGACGGAAGACGUGGGAGGUUACAGUACUAACCUAUGAAAUGAAGACAUCAACAAACAGGAUUUGAAGCUCAAUGCAGCAGGGGGUCAUCAAGGGAGCCAUUUUGAAGAUGUGGACGACAUCAAGGUGGCCGUGACACUGGAGCUGCGCGGGAUCCUGAAGGAAUCCUGUCAGGAGUGCAUUAAGUGUCGCUGGACGUGCAGAUCACACCCAGUCAUGGUGAAAUCAGUCUUGGGGAGUCCAAAUUCUUCAUGUGUGAAGUUAUUGGAGGGGCAAAGCACAUAGACUGGUUUGGGCCAAACGGUGAAAGGAUAGAACCAACCAGACCGAACAUCAUGGUGACCCGAAACGACGUGACGUCAUCCAUCCUGACGCUGUACCGAGCUGUGACGGAGAACGCCGGCACGUACAAGUGCGUCGCCACCAAUGGAGAUCAACAGGGAGAGUCAACGGUUAACAUCAAAAUUUUCCAGAGAAUCACCUUCACGAAUGCGCCGUCGCCACAAGAGUUUACGGAAGGAGACACCGCAGUCAUCGUAUGUGAUGUCAUCAGUUCCCCUCCACCCACCAUCCUCUGGAAAUACAAAGGAGCUAGAAUUCAGAUGGAAAAAGACGUUCGCUUUAAGGUGCUGAGCAACAACCACCUUCAAAUCCGCGGCAUAAAGAAGACGGACGAGGGCUCGUACACAUGUGAGGGACGCCUGAUGGCCCGCGGCGAGAUUGAUUUACGGGUUAUCACGGUCGUCGUAAAUGUCCUCCCGACCAUCAGGGUAUGGCAGUCAGAGGUGAACGCCACAGCAGAUGUGGGCCAAUCUGCCAUGUUGACCUGUGCAGUCGAUGGUUAUCCUGAACCCAUGGUGACCUGGACAAGGAACCAAAUGGCUCUGGAGGCUGGAGAGAAGUACGCCUUCAACGAGGAUGGCUCGGAGAUGUCCAUCAUGGACGUGAGCAAGCUCGACGAGGGCGAGUACACUUGCAUCGCCAAAAACAAGGCUGGGGAAACAGAGCAGGAGCUUAGUCUGAGAGUAUUUGUCAAACCCAAGAUCACCUACAUUGUAAACCAAAGCACAUCCGAGAUGGAGGAGCAGGUCAUGCUAACUUGUGAGGCCUCGGGGGAUCCAACGCCCACCAUCACCUGGAGCUACGGCAACCGUGUCUUCACCGACGGCGAGCAAGCACACCUAAACAGGAUCUAUCAGGCAUCAUGGACUCGUCCCGAGCAGCACAAGAGUGAGGAUGGGAAUGUAGUGGUGCGGAGCGACGCUCGCGUGUCCUCCCUCACGCUAAAGUACGUCAAGUACACCGACGCCGGCCAGUACCUAUGUUCGGCGCGCAGUGCCAUCGGUGAAGAUGACAAGGGGGCAUAUCUGGAAGUCCGCUAUACCCCUAAAAUCCACGGCGAAGUGGCGGUGUACACCUGGGAGGGAAACGCUGUCAACAUCAGCUGUGAGGUGCAGGCUCACCCCAGCCAAGUUACUAUAGUGUGGCUGCGAGACGGACUGACACUGCCUAAUGCCAAUACGAGCAACAUUAAGAUCUUCAGGUCGCCCUUGGCCAGCUACCUCCAGGUGACGCCGGCGUCAGAGAAUGACUUUGGGAGUUAUAACUGCACUGCUUCCAAUGAGGUGGGCACAGAGGCCAAAGAGUUUGUCCUCAUUCAAGCCGAGGUGCCAUCAUCUCCAUUCAUCAAUGAGGUGUCACCAUUCUCCACCACUGCGCUGGUUCAGUUUGAGGAGCCGGAGUCCACCGGAGGUGUCCCCGUGCUCAUGUACAAAGCGGCAUGGAGGACGCAAGGCAGGGGCAGCUGGUCUCAGAGAAUCUACGAGCUCAAAGAUGGUUCCGUAGGCGAGUUGACCAUCACAGACCUGAGGCCAGAGACCACCUACGAAGUCAUGAUUUCUGCCAUCAACGGGAAGGGGGAAGGCGAAAGCUGCCCUGUGGAGCUCUUCAAAACGGAGCCAGUCCGAAAACCAAGUGCUCCCAAACUGGAAGGGGUGCUUCAGCCAAUAGGCAACUCCCUGAAAGUCAGCUGGAUCAAGCAAGAUGACGGCGGAUUGCCCAUCCUCCAUUACCUCGUCCGCUUCAAACCAAGUCAGUCGCCGCAGUGGAAACCCGAAAUCCGCAUGCCCACUGACAGCGACUACGUGAUCCUGAGUGGCCUGGAGUGGGACACGGAGUACGCCGUCUCCGUGGUGGCCGAGAACCAGAAGGGCAAAUCGCAGCGGGCGAGCAUGUCCAUCAGGACGUCUGUGCAGCCGGCCGUCACGCCAGACUUGGACGAGGACACGGGGUUCCCCAUGGGCAUUAUGCUAUGGGCGGGUAUCCUGGUGGUGGCGUUCAUACUGCUGCUCUUGGCUGUGGACGUCACGUGCUACUUUGUUAACAAGUGCGGCCUCAUCAUGUGCUUGUGCGGCAAGUCGGCCUCCGGCACCAAAGGCAAAGACUUGGAGGAGGGCAAGGCCGCAUUCAUUAAAGACGAGUCCAAAGAGCCCAUCGUGGAAGUCCGAACGGAGGAUGAGUGCACAGCCAAUCACAAUGCAGCAGGUCCAACGGAACCCAACGAAACCACGCCCCUCACAGAGCCAGAGCUGGCGUCUUUCACUGCUACCCUGGCACUGGACACGCUCUCCUCUGACACGGCCACAGCCACCAUUGACCCUGCAACGGACAGCCCCUCUAGCGAGACCACCAUGCUCACGUGUAGCCUGUCCACCCCGGCCAACGACCCCUCGCCCACACCCAUCCUGGCGCCCGCACCCAGCCCAGAGACAAAUGCAGCCCCCCCGACUCCCCCAGUUUGCGGGGCAGCUGUCGAGGCCAAGAUUGCGCCGUUAGUUGAGCAGAGGGGAGGCCAGUGGGUGGCGGACGAAGAGGAGAAGGAGAGCGACGUUCAUCCAGGCACCCCUGAACUGACUCAAAAAUCCGGGACGCCCAUUCCACCCAAGCGCAGACACUCUCCUAAACUUGCUGCCCUGAAGGCUAAAGCUAGCCCACCUGUAUCUCCGUUGGCCACAGACCCUCCUCUUACUCCAGACACCAAGAAACCAGCUCCCAGCCCGCCACUCAUUCCCAAAGACCCCGAUUCAAACAGCGCCUCUGACAAGCCCGCCCAGCCGUCCUCCCCUCAUGACCCCUGCCCUAACCCCCCGGCUUCAGCCAUCCACAGUGCUCCAAAAAUGCCGGAUGCUGAAGAAUCAUCCCCUCUAGUCCAAGACAUCCCCACCCCCAUGUCUCCCCCACCUGCUAGUGACGUCCUAGCAUCACCACCGCACAUGUACGACUUACUCGCCCACGACAUGGGCCUCAAUAACGCCACGUUUGACUUAGAGCUGAGUAAUGGCACGGAGAGAACCUCAGCCAUCCCCGACGAUCUCAUUAGCUUAGAGAGCCCACCCUCUGCCCCAACUCUGCCCAAUGGAGACGGAGCAGACCUCCCCCCCUCAGUGGACGCAUCAGAGACUCUGGCCAAGAUCGCUCUUCCCGUCAACGAUGAGAAGAUUUUUUCAGAUGGGAAGGGCAAAUUGGAGGAGGAGCUGUCCAACGCCCUGACGGAGACGCCCGCCGAGCACAACAGUGUCAUACAGACAAAAGCGACGAAAAGCAAAGCAUGAAAAAACAAACAAAAAAACAAUCUUACACAUUGUGCAGCUGCGGGAAUUUUCAUUUCCAGUGCCCUUAAGUACACACAUUCAAACACACACAAAAAACACACAUUUAUCUAGCACACAUUUUCACCCCGAGGAGUUUAUCUUGCAGUCACCAGAUUUUUAUUUUUUAAUUUGUAUUUAACAGAACUAUAUCAAGACUCCCCCAAGCAUUUGAUUAUCAUGAGAACAAAAACACAUUCUUCGCAGUCUACGUUUCGUCUUCUCUGUGUGUGAGAUGUCCUUUUGUUUUCUCUGAGCUUUUCAUUCGUGUGCCGGUCUUGUUAGCUUGUUCGUGCAUGUUUGGCCUGCAGAUGGUUGCUAAAAGCUUUAUGGUUUCGCCUCACGAAUUAGACUCCCCAGUCCUCCCCCUACAAACCCACGGAUCUCACACUGGAUCAGCCCCGUUUAAGCGAUCCCACGUACCAUCAUUGCCUCACCAGCGUACGUUAAGCCAACACACACGAAAAAGAGAGAAAAAAUGCCAUCAGGAACGCUGAUCUUGUGCUCUACAAUAAAUAUUUUUUAUUUGGCUUGUCUCUUCCUCGCAAAAGCAAAGAAAACAAAAUCUUGUUUUGUACUAUUUAAGAGUUACAAAGACCUCCAUCCCUGCCUGCAAGCUUAUGCACUGUGCCUGUGUGCGUGUCGGUAGAACGUCCUGUUAUCAGUUUCUAUGAUAAUCUGCUUUGUUGUGCGAGAUCUAGCGUCUUGUUUUUAUAUAUAUGUAUAGAUAUUAUACUGUAUAUAUUAAAAUGUACUAUUAUUGUCAGAAGAAGGUGGACUAAAUGGACUAACAUGGUCAUGAUAAUAAUAACAGGUGUAGUAUUAUUAAAGCACAGCGCCAUGUAUACAGUAUAAAGUCUUAUCAGUGGUUUUCGUGAAGGAAGGCAUGAAUUCAUAACUACUAACGAUCAGGCAAGUUGUUUGGGCCGUAAAUCGCUCAUUUUCAGUUAAUGUGUUGUUAUUGCUGGUUUUGUUAAUUUUCCUCCUUCAAGUGUUCUGUAAUGUGCUUACCCCCCCCCCCCCCCCCCCCCACCCUCUUCCUCUCAGUUCUUGUCUUUUGUACAAACUGCUUGUCUGGAAGCAGGGUGGGCACUCGCUCUUCUCUAAGACAACAUACAGAACUUUAAUGCCAACUGGAAGACCGUGUUUCCUAAAAAAUAAUGGCCAAUUAACGCCUCCCUCAAAUUAAAGCCUCUCUUUUCCCAUUAUGAAAAAGCAAGAAAAAAUGUCAUUAGCUUGGUUCACAGACGCUAUUGUUCACAUGAAAGAUUUAAGCCCGUUUGAACUAGCUAACCAAAACAGCAGCACCUACCGAGGCACAAAACGGCCUCAGAUUCAUUAAAGUGUGUAGAUAUACUGAGUUCUCUGUGGGGAGAAGGAAUCUUUCACUUAUUCAUUUGACAAAAAUGAACGUCUCCCAAAACCCCUCUUUUUACAAGGAAAAAAGGUAAUAAGAUGUUCCUAGACGCCAUUGUUCACACAGACUGUGAAGCCCAUUUUAACUUUAUGCUAAGCAAAACAAGGAGUGCCUCCCAAGGUGCCGCCCCACCGACUAUUAAGAAAAUUAAACACCUCCCUCAAAUAAACACACUUACUUUUCCCAUUUAAAUUAAGUAGUCCUUUAUAUAUUGAGAUAAAUUUCAGUUUCACUUGACAUGAAUUGCUAAAGUCUUUUUCAUACACUUUCAGAAAUUAAGACAAAUAAAGGCCUCCCCCCCUAAUAAAGCUCCCGGUCAAUUAUUUAUAGAAAUACGGUCCAUUCGAUGAAAAAUGCUCGGCGAUCCUCCUAUUCUUUACAGACCACCUUGCCCCCUCAUUCCGAUCUUAUGGGGUGGAAAAACUGGGUAAAUAUCUGCUGUGUACAGUCUUGAGUGCUAACCCAUUUUCAAAAUAAACACAUUGUUUCUCAAUCACA
Phyllopteryx taeniolatus (common seadragon) is the source of this 5921-nucleotide messenger RNA. RefSeq names its product neural cell adhesion molecule 1b (gene ncam1b). The record is from RefSeq and is a predicted model, not a curated record. Gene Ontology annotation, molecular function: protein binding. Gene Ontology annotation, cellular component: neuron projection; membrane. The transcript is spliced from 23 exons. Lineage: Eukaryota; Metazoa; Chordata; Actinopteri; Syngnathiformes; Syngnathidae. The coding region runs from base 611 to 3970 and encodes 1119 amino acids. Gene Ontology annotation, biological process: cell adhesion.